AUGUCAGCGUGGGGCAAUGGCAGCUCCAACUUGUCCUACACCAGCUUCCUCCUGAUGGGCUUCCCGGGGCUGCAGGAGACCCGCACGCUCCUGCUGCUGCCCUUCCUCAGUCUCUACCUGGUGAUUGUCUCCUCCAAUGCCCCGGUGAUCCACACGGUGGCGGCCCAGCGGAGCCUGCACCAGCCCAUGUACCUGCUCAUCGCCCUGCUCCUGGCUGUCAACAUCUGUGCCGCCACCACCGUGGUGCCCCCCAUGCUGUUUAGCUUCUCCACCCGCUUCAACCGCAUCUCCCUGGCACGCUGCCUGGUCCAGAUGUUCUGCAUCUACUUCCUCAUUGUCUUUGACUGCAACAUCCUCCUGGUCAUGGCCCUGGACCGCUACGUUGCCAUCUGCAACCCACUCCGCUACCCAGAGAUAGUGACAGGCCAGUUGCUGGCCUGCCUGGUGGGGGUGGCAGCUGCCAGGAGCACAGGUAUCGUUGCUCCCGUGGUGGGGCUGGCCUCCCGGGCACACUUCUGCCGCUCAGAUGUGAUCCACCACUUUGCCUGUGAGCACAUGGCCCUGAUGAAGCUCUCCUGUGGGGACAUCUCCCUAAACAAGACUGUGGGGCUCACUGUCCGCAUCUUCAACAGAGUCCUGGACAUGCUGCUGCUUGGAGCCUCCUACUCCCGCAUCAUCCACGCUGCGUUCCGCAUUUCAUCGGGCAGAGCGCGUGCCAAGGCCCUCAACACCUGUGGCUCCCACCUGCUGGUCAUCUUCACCGUCUACUCCUCGACCAUGUCCUCAUCCAUCGUCUACCGUGUGGCCCGCACUGCCUCCCAGGACGUGCACAACUUGCUCAGCGCCUUCUACCUACUGCUCCCGUGUCUGAUCAACCCCAUCAUCUACGGGGCCAGGACCAAGGAAAUCAGGCAGCACCUGGGGAUUCUGUUCCAAAGGGCACAGCUGCAGGUCCCCACUGGAAAGGCCCAGUCCCUGCCCUCACACAGGGAACUUCCUGCCUGA
This is a messenger RNA of Eptesicus fuscus (big brown bat), 1005 nucleotides long. RefSeq names its product olfactory receptor 52K1-like. Gene Ontology annotation, biological process: G protein-coupled receptor signaling pathway. Lineage: Eukaryota; Metazoa; Chordata; Mammalia; Chiroptera; Vespertilionidae. Gene Ontology annotation, cellular component: membrane. Gene Ontology annotation, molecular function: G protein-coupled receptor activity; olfactory receptor activity. The record is from RefSeq and is a predicted model, not a curated record. The transcript has a single exon. Bases 1 to 1005 code for a protein of 334 amino acids.